AUGACCGCCGAGACAGACCCCCUGGUUGGCCAGGACAGCUUUCAGGUGCGGAUUGUCCGCAGGCAACGCAGGCACUACGACAGGUCUCGCUGCUUCAGAUUUUUGCUUAUUUCUCUGUUCGGGAUGUCACUGUUAGCCAUUCCAGCCACUUUGGUGCCUCGCUACGUUCAUCAAAAGUUUUUAGCCGUUACCAAAUGGCACUCUCUAGAAGACGUGACGAAUGCUUUCCAAGAGACACUCUUCUCGGAGAACCAUGCCGGUGAGUUCUUGAGAAGAUAUACGAACGAAUCGCAUCUUGCCGGUGAUGGCCCAGAGCUGGUCCAGUUUACUUUCGAUAAGUUCGAGGAAUAUGGGCUGAAGGCCUCCGUCAACGAUUACGAGGUGUAUUUGAACACCCCAUUGGAUCACUCGUUGAAGAUGUUUGACACAAUAACUGGCCAAACUCUCCAUAAGCCCAUGUUGGAAGAAGAUAUUCUUGCCGAAGACCCAACGUCGACUCACCUGGAUGCGAUACCUGUUUUCCAUGGUUAUUCAGCCAGUGGAAACGUGACUGCAGGUUUCGUGUAUGCCAAUUUCGGUUCCAAGGCGGAUCUCGCCAAAUUGGUAGAAUUGGGUGUGGAAACAAAGGGAAAGAUUGCAAUAGUUCGUAAUGGUGGGGGAUACCGUGGAUUGAAGGUGAAAUUUGCCGAGGAUCUUGGAUUCGUGGGGAUGUUGAUGUACCCAGAUCCAGCUCAAGACCACGGAAUCACAGAGGAAAACGGAUAUCUGGCAUAUCCAAAUGGUCCUGCCAGAAACCCUAGUUCUGUGGAGAGAGGUUCCUUGAAAUCGUCGAAUUUGGCUCCGGGAGACCCAACCACUCCUGGAUACCCUUCCAAGCCUGGCUGCAAGAGACGUGAGCCCAAGGGUAUCCCCACGAUUCCGACCCUGCCAAUAAGCUAUAGGGAGGUGAAACCAAUUCUGGAGUCCCUUAAUGGUCAUGGAUUAAAAAUUCCAGGUUUCGGGGGCGCAAUUCCGGAUGUGGAGUAUUUCACAGGUCCCAAUCCAAACCUGCAGCUCAACCUGUACAAUCUUCAAAACUACACUAUCAAGCCUAUUCACAAUGUCAUUGGCAAGCUUGAUGGCUGGUUGCAAGAUGAAGUGAUUGUUAUUGGAAACCACAGAGAUUCGUGGAUUAAAGGUGGGGCUGGCGACCCCAAUAGUGGGUCUGCCGUCUUGCUGGAGACCAUUCGUGCAAUAGCUGGAAUCAAGUCCAAAUAUCCUAAUUGGAAACCGCUUAGAUCUUUGGUAUUUAUCUCAUGGGAUGGUGAGGAAUACGGUCUGUUGGGUUCUAGUGAGUUUGGGGAGGAGUUUUCUCACGAGAUCAGUGGAAAGGUGGUAGCAUACUUCAACACUGAUGUUGGUGUCUCGGGAUCUCAACUUGGCCUAGCUGCCUCUCCAAUGUUGAACGAACUACUACUUGAAAGUGCUAAACUCGUGGAUUAUCCAAUGCUUCCUAACACGACUCUUUAUGAACACUUGAUCAACACAACCAAUGCCGAAAUCGAGGUUCUUGGGUCGGGUUCUGACUUCACGGUGUUUUUGGAACAUCUUGGCAUCCCAAGUCUUGAUAUUGGUUUUGAUUCGGGAAAGAACGAUGCCGUAUAUCAUUAUCACUCGAACUACGAUUCAUACCAUUGGAUGCAUACUUUUGUUGAUCCGAAUUUUGAACUACACAGAGCUCUGGCGGCGUAUUUGGGCCAUCUCGUUCUUGGUAUGAGUGAGAAUGAGGUGAUCAGAUUCAACGUGUUGGAGUACGCUCGUGCGAUUGCCAGUUACUACGAGUCCACAAUCAAGGACGUUCCAUUGGAAUGGACUAACAAGAAUUCUGAGUAUAAGCGUGGUCAUCACACUCACAGACUCCAUAAACUCAUUGGAAUUAUGUCUGGUCACAUACAUGCAAUGGUUGGACUGAGUGAAGGCUACCAAUACCAUCUUGCUGAGCUCAGAGAACAGUACCAAACUUCUACGGCAUUUCAGAAGUUCAAGCUAUUGAUCAAGAUAAAAUUGGCCAAUGAGAAUUUGAAGCAUUUGGAAAAACAGUUCCUUGGUCCUGGUCUUAAAGACAGGCCAUGGUUCAGACAUGUUGUUUUUGCGAGUGGUCGUUAUGAUGGCUAUUCGGGCCAGAACCUUCCUGGACUGCGUGAGUCCCUUGAAGAUGAUGACAUUGUGAGAUUCUUGGGAGAACUUGAGAUUUUGAACCAUUCAAUUGUGAAGUUCAAUAAGCUGUUGAAGCUGAGGUGA
This is a messenger RNA of Kuraishia capsulata CBS 1993, 2280 nucleotides long. RefSeq lists its product as uncharacterized. The record is from RefSeq and is a predicted model, not a curated record. Gene Ontology annotation, molecular function: carboxypeptidase activity. NCBI's taxonomy places the organism in Eukaryota, Fungi, Ascomycota, Pichiomycetes, Pichiales, Pichiaceae. The transcript has a single exon. The coding region runs from base 1 to 2280 and encodes 759 amino acids.